AUGUCCUCCACCACUGAAGAUCAGCCUAUGACGUCGUCGCUACCGGAGCACCAUGCUUCCGCUUUCGGGCAGCUUGUCACCGGUCCUCCUGGUGCGGGCAAGUCCACCUACUGCCAUGGCAUGUACCAGGUAAGCAUUGAAGCUUUCGACGGAGCUAACAGACAGUUCCUCACAGCUCUUGGGCGUCCCGUGAAGGUCAUCAAUCUCGACCCCGCUGUCACUGAUCCCCCGUAUCCAUGCGCCGUCUCCAUCACCGAGCUCAUCACCCUGCAAGAGGUCAUGGACGAGUAUGGCCUGGGUCCAAAUGGUGCCAUGCUGUACUGCAUGGAGUACCUGGAGGAGAAUUUUGACUGGUUGCUAAACCGUCUGGACGAGGUGCUGGCAGGCGAAGGCGGUAACGGCUACAUCAUUAUCGACACGCCUGGUCAAGCGGAGCUGUGGACGAACCACGACUCCCUGAAGCACAUCAUCCAGAAGCUCCAGAAGCUCGACUAUCGACUGGCCGCGGUGCAUUUGACGGACGCGCACGCCAUUACAGACCCGAGCAAGUACAUCGCUGCUGUGCUGCUGGCUCUGCGCGCCAUGCUUCAGCUGGAGAUGCCUCACAUCAACGUUCUCAGCAAGAUCGACACAAUCGGCGGUUUUGGCGAGCUUCCCUUCAACCUCGAGUACUACACGCAGGUGCAGGACCUUGGCUACCUAUUGCAGACGCUUCAGGACCAGCCUCGCGCCGGCGGGAAGAAGAUGAAGAAGCUCAACGAGGCUAUGGUCGAACUCAUUGAGGACUUUAGCCUGGUCGGCUUCGAGACGCUUGCGGUCGAGGACAAGCAGAGCAUGAUGCACCUUGUGCGCGUCAUCGACAAGGCGACGGGCUACAUCUUCGUGCCCCUCGACGGAUCAACGACGGACGACAACAUGCACGCGCUGUUCUCGACGGCAGCCCGGCCCAUGGACUAUGACGUGAACGACGUGCAGGAGCGCUACAGCGCGGAGAACAAGGAGGCGUACGACAAGUUCCAGGAGGAGCAAUGGGAGAAGGAGUGGGCAGCGCGCCACCAAGCCGAGGCGAUCAAGAAGGCGAUGCUCGGCCAGCAGGCGCCGCAGGAGGGUGACGCCGCCGAACACGACAACGCGGACGCACAGGAAAACCCGCGCAGCGGGCGCGUCCAGAUCCGACCUAGAGACUUCUCGGACGAAAUAGACUAG
Messenger RNA from Trichosporon asahii var. asahii CBS 2479, 1206 nucleotides. Its product is annotated as cytoplasm protein. Bases 1 to 1206 code for a protein of 401 amino acids. Gene Ontology annotation, molecular function: GTPase activity. Gene Ontology annotation, cellular component: cytoplasm. NCBI's taxonomy places the organism in Eukaryota, Fungi, Basidiomycota, Tremellomycetes, Trichosporonales, Trichosporonaceae. The transcript has a single exon. The record is from RefSeq and is a predicted model, not a curated record.